This is a messenger RNA of Strongylocentrotus purpuratus (purple sea urchin), 1982 nucleotides long. It is a transcript of the gene spcs2, whose product is annotated as probable signal peptidase complex subunit 2. NCBI's taxonomy places the organism in Eukaryota, Metazoa, Echinodermata, Echinoidea, Camarodonta, Strongylocentrotidae. The coding region runs from base 182 to 769 and encodes 195 amino acids. Gene Ontology annotation, cellular component: membrane; signal peptidase complex. The record is from RefSeq and is a predicted model, not a curated record. The transcript has 5 exons. Gene Ontology annotation, biological process: protein targeting to ER.
GUGUAUGUAACAUGCAUGCAAUUGUACUGUCCAUAUGUUUUCGUACACGUAUUCUUAUGCUUGCCAAGAUCAAUGGUGAUUGAUAGAAGUGGAUAAAUUACAGUCCAUUUGUGAGCAAAGAAAGAACUCAUUUAUUGAGGAAAGUGUAGAGUACUUUAGGAGACAAGGAAGAACUGGUAUUAUGUCAAGUGAACGUGGAGAAAAUGUGGUUGAGGAGGAGCCGUGCAAAGUAGAUAAGUGGAAUGGAACAGCUGUAAAGAAUGCCUUGGAUGAUGACAUCAGGAGGAUUUUCACCAAGGUGUUUGAAUAUGAUGAGAACCAUUCCUUGAUUGAUAACCGUCUGCGCUUAUGCAGUGUCGCCUGUAUGUUUGCCAUCGUAGCCCUCAUCUACGACUACCUUAAACCAUUCCCGGAAUCAAGAUCUGUCCUUGCCUUCUGUGUCCUAGCUUAUUUUGGCAUGAUGUCAUUGUUGACCCUGUAUACAACCAUGGUAGAGAAGAACCAUUUCCUGGUGACGAAUCAGAAGGAUGCUGCCGGUAUCGACCCCAGUGAUACCUGGUGCUGCGACUCCUAUAUGAAGAGGUUCGACGAUGAAUACAAUCUGGUUCUCCAGUUUGAAGACGGCAAAACAAAGGAGAAGAGAGAAAGCAGCAUCACCAAAUCUGUCGGUUCGUGGUUUGACGAGAACGGAUUGCUUCUUCACGAGCUUUUCCAAAAUGAUGUUUGUAAGCUGCACAGUAGUCUACUGGCCGAGAAGAAAGACAAGUAGUGCUCCUUUUUUCUUCCCUUUUUUUCUUCAUAUUAACCCUUUGCCACUGGGAACCGAGUCGUUCCAGUAUUAAGCCUAUAGGAAUGUGCCAUUUCGGCAGUCAAUGCAAAGGUGAAUUUCAUGUUUGAAUGUCGCUGAUGUUAGGGUUGGUCUCUCUUUCUUUCUGUUACUUGAGGUAAAUGUUAUGUUAAGUUAUAAGUGGUUUCUUUUUCUUCAAAUUUUACACAUGAAAUAUUCCACAUUUAUAUCAUAUUCAGUUCACAUUUUCAAUCUAAUGUUUAUCUUAUAUUGUCUGAAGUAUGUGUUUUUUUCAAGUUGGUUUUAAUAGAAGCAGAAAAAUGAAAGGAACAUGACUGAAAGUUUGAGCAAUUUCCAAUUAAAAAUAAGAAAGUUUUUAAUAUUUGAAGGGGCAAUCACUGAUGACAACUUUUAAAAUUCUUAACUUUCCUAUUUUUUAAUCGGAUAUUGCUCAAACUUUCACUAAUAUGUUUCUCUCAUUAUUUCUGCUUCUACUAAAACCAACUUAAUAUCAGGGUGGACUUCCCCUUUAAUAUUUGUGCCACUCAUUGGCAUUUUAUUUGAAUCAGUUAGCGGUGCCUGCUCCGGUAUGAUAUACAAGGUUACAAUGGAGAGAAACUAUUCCAAGAAAUCAUCCGUCAUCUUCACAGAAUUUGAUAUUUUAUCUCACACAUGCUAAAAUAGGGUAUAUAUACAUGCAGAUUGCACAGUAGCAUAGUGUAGAAAAGGUUCAGCUAUUUUAAUUCAUUUUAAUGCAUGAUUAUUAAGUGUACAUGUACCAGAUAUGUAGAAUACUAGACUACUAUUUGGAUAUUUUUUUUCUCACAACUACCUUACACACAAUUUGGGUAUGAACAAUUAUCCGGUAUGCUGUUGGCUGCGUUAUUGUGAAUGAGUUUUUCCGUCUCUCUCCCUUGCUUUGAUUGUGGGAAAUAGAUUUGACCUUUUCUUGAAGUCUGUAUCAGACUUACAUUUACUUUUUCUGUAUCCACCAGCCCUGCCCCCACCCCUAAAAAAAAAAUAAUACAUCUAAUAAGAUGGAGAUAAGCAGGCAUAUGAAUUAUGAAAAAGCUUUUUGUUUUUAGCCAAUUUACAUACACCUACAUUGCUCAAGUCUGUACAUUAUACAUGUCUACAAGAGUGUGGUACAUUUGUUUUGUUUGUCAAUAAAUUGUUACUCAAUUUCACAAUUUGA